AGAUCAGCUGUCAGCCCCUUCCUUCCAUCCCAAGCUCAUUUCUAGCAGCAUUUCCAACACCUGCUCCUCCUUUCCUUUUCCCAGCCUGCAGCACGUGUCCGUAGCCUGGUGUUAAAGGCAGAAAUCACCGAGGGGAGUUCUCUGAAGCUCCUUUGGCAAAGCCUAGGCUCAACGCAGCCCAGAAAAGGGGCUUUGCUUGAACUGCUGCAAAGCCCACGCUGAAACCCUCGCUCUUUAUGCGGCAGCCCAAUAACCCCAGUUGACUACAACGUGCCUUCCACCUUAAAAAUCCCUGCCAAGGGGAGAGGUAUCCUCACGCUACAGGGGAAAAGCAAAUACUUGCUGCCAAUCCGGGCAGAUGCUGUCAGCUGUGCAUCUGCAUAUCAGCCCCUGGAUGGGAAUAAAAAGCACCCGCCUGCCUCAGCCUGGCUCAGGGUCCUGCUCCCGGCCAGGCACGGGGCUCUCAUGGCGCUCUGGGCAGCUCUCCUCUGUGCCUUGGUGGCAUCGCUGCUCGGUGGGCUCUACCUCCUGGGUGUCUUCCGGAGCCGAAGACCCAAUGAACCCCCUCUGGAUAAAGGUAUCAUCCCCUGGUUGGGCUACGUGCUGGAUUUUAGAAAGAACAGUUCAGAGUUUCUAAAAAAGAUGCAGAGAAAACAUGGGGAUAUUUUCACAGUGCUGAUUGGAGGCUAUUACUUUACCUUCGUGAUGGACCCCUUCUGCUUUGGAGCCAUCAUGAAGGAAUCACGAUCUAAACUAGACUUCAGGUCCUUCGCAUCUAAACUGGUCCUCCAGGUGUUUGGCUACAAGCCCAUCGAAGCCAGCCAGAGCACGAUGCAUGCUUUGAGCAUGAAGCACCUGACGGGAGAUGGGCUCAACCUCCUGACGAAAGCCACCAUGGGUAACCUUCAGAAGCUGAUGUUUUCCAAGCUGAGCUCACGAGAGGAGAAGCGACCGUGGCAAGAGGACAGCCUCUUCCACUACUGCUACAACAUCGUCUUCAGAGCUGGGUACUUGGCUCUGUAUGGCACAGAGUCCCACCGAGGGGCAGAUAAUGAGGAGGGGGCUAACGAGCGAGAUCGCAUCCACUCCAACCAGCUGUUCAAUGAGUUUCGGAAGUAUGACCGCCUCUUCCCUUGCCUGGCCUACUCUAUGUUGCCCCCCAAGGACAAACUCGAAGCUGAGCGGCUGAAGAGGUUCUUCUGGAGCACGCUGUCCGUGAGGAGGAGCUGUCAGAAGGACAACGUCAGUGGGUGGAUAAGCGAUCAAGACCAAUUUCUGGCAGAAAACGGUGUCCCUGAGUACAUGCGGGAUCGUUUCAGGUUUAUGCUCCUCUGGGCAUCCCAAGGCAAUACAGGCCCCACUGCCUUCUGGCUCCUCCUUUAUCUCAUGAAGCAUCCAGAUGCCAUGAGGGCUGUGAAGGAAGAGGUAGAGCAGGUCUUGAGGGAGAACGGCCACGAGGUGAAGGCUGGAAGCCCACCAACUGACAUCACUAGGGACAUGUUAAACCAGACUCCUCUUCUGGACAGCGCUCUGGAGGAGACCCUGAGGCUGGUGGCAGCCCCGUUGCUGGUCAGAGCUGUCCUCCAGGACAUGAGUCUUGAGAUGAGCAACGGCAUGGAGUACGUGCUCCGCAAAGGAGACAGGGUGGCUCUGUUCCCACACCUCUCCGUGCAGAUGGACCCUGAAAUCCACCCCGAGCCUCACAGAUUCAAGUACGAUCGCUUCGUAAACCCAGAUGGCACCAAGAAAGAUUUCUACAAGGAUGGGAAACGGCUGAAAUACUUCAGCAUGCCUUGGGGGGCGGGCAUAUCCAUCUGUCCUGGGCGGUUCUUUGCCACCACCGAAAUUAAAUUGUUUGUCUUCUUGAUGCUGGCUCACUACGACCUGGAGCUGGUCGAUGGCAAAGAGGAGAUCCCAGCCAUCGACAUCAGCCGCUGGGGGUUCGGGACGAUGCAGCCCGUCCAUGACGUUCGCUUCAGGUACCGGCGGCACUUCUGAGAAGGCCAGGUUGCGUUUUUUUUUUGUUGUUGUUCAGGUGUUAUCUGUGAAAUAAACUGCCUGAUCUCAUGGUCGCUGGAUCUGUGUGGAGCCGAUAGCGGUACGUUCUUGUUCGCUUAGUGGUUAUUGUGGCUUUCCUCUCUACCUCCUUCGCACGUGUCGCUGCCCUGCACCUCUGGUUCCUGAAUUCGGUUAGGUUAUGAAGUAAAAGUUCGUCUGCACGCCCGCAAGAGAGCACAGAGGGACAAUGGUGAGGUGGGGGAGCCCAAAUAACACCCUGCUGGGCUACUCCCAACCCCUGCACAGGAGCCGCCAGCCCAUCAGAGACACAUCCGCACAAGCCUGGAGGAGCACAGGGGCUUUGUGCCAGGUGGAACCCAAAUUAAGGACUUCCGAGGAGCCAGCACGUUGUCCGGGCCCCAUAGGGACCUCAGCUGGGUCCAGGACGUGCCAUCAGGAGCAGCUCUCCAGACCUCCCCCAGAUCCAGAGCCCUAACGACACAUCAGAAGGACCACAAGGUGAGCAGGGAUCCCAGCUUAUUUUCCACAUGAAACAUCACGGGCAGGAUGGCGUCAGCUUGUAGUACACCCCUACAGGUCAGACAACAACAAAUAUCCUCUCCGUCAGGAUUUCCUAGGGGCUUUCAGAUUGCCUCAUCUGUCAUCCCCUUCUCUCCUCUGUUCAAGACGUGCUCCUAUGAAGCCUCCACAGAGGUGCCCCUCACAGCAGAUGUGGGGCAUACAGAGCAAGGACAUACUGACAACUCAUCCCCUGCUCAUGCUUAAGAAAAGGAGAGAUUUUCCAGUCUAGUUUAUUGCUUUAGCAAGAGGAGAAGUGAGUUGCAAAUGUCAGUAAUAGCCUAAGGACCCGUUUUCAUGCAUCGCCCUGAAUUGGGAAUGCAUGUGGCCACCUGCCCUACCAGGACUGCAGGAGGCUGGCUGUUCAAGCCCUGUCUUGUGAACAGUUUCUGGGGAUAUAAAAAGCUUUGUGUGUGUGUUUGUAUCUGGCUUCAUCCCACCAACCACAACACAGCUCAGGUGGGAUCCCCUGCAGCACGCAGCCAGCUCACUGCUUCAGUGCAAACCAUUGCAAAACCCAGAAAUUCUGGAGUUUGCAGAGGGCUGCAGCAGUUCUGUCCUCCUGCGAGGGGAGGGCUGAGCCUGAUCAGGAUCCCGAUGGUCCUCCACCCUUCCCUCGAGUCCCCUGGGCCGACGGUGUUCCCAGAUGCCUGCUGGAAAGUGCCUCCCCCCCCUCCAAAUUUAGCCCCCAGCCUCUGCAAACAUGUAAGGAAGGGGAUGGGGUUAGCAGGAAGGGGCUAGAAAAAUGAACUGGGGUGUGAGCAAAAAGUGUAACAACCUCAGCCCCUUACAGACUACAGCCGCUGGGACCUUCUGGGACCCCAAACAUCUUGGUUUUAUCCACCUCAUGAUGAAGGAUAAAACUUUGCCCUACAAGCACUGCUGUGUUUUUUCCCUUCAACAUCGCAGCUCUGGCAGCAGCACUCCUCCCAGGAGUUAAACCCAGCCGUGCCUGUGCAGAGGACAGUGAACCGAUUUUAACACUGACUUUGGACUUUGGAGGUUACGUACGAGUGAGGAGCACAACUCGAACAUUUUCACGUGUGGCAAAACAUCAAAGCCAGCCCCUGCUCUGCGUUGUGAAGGACAGGGUUGUGCUGUAAGGUUUGCACGUCAAGGGCAAACGGUCCAGUGCUGCCACACUGGGUGUGAGCCCAGAGCUUGCAGGGGUGGAAAUUCAGACAGAAACUGUCAGGCAGCUGUGGCAGAGCCAAGAGAAACAAGAUCAACCUGUAACUGCAAAAGGCUCGGCUGUGACACUUCUGAUUAAAAACUCCAGCUCCUUUUCACAACUUACAUGUUCCCCCUAUGGCUCUCAUCUCUUUUUUUUUUCUUUUUUUUUUUUUUUUUUUUUUUGGUCAUCACACGUGUUUUUUUUUCUUUGCUCUGCUACCAGGAAUUAAGCUGGAGCUCUUCCCAAGUUCUGGCCAAUGGCCUGACCUUUGCACACUCCAAACCGUGCCCAGGGAUGCCUUGGGAUAGCUGGACAGGUCAAGGCCACGGCAAGGACUAUGCUGCCCCUUAACACAUGGACAACUGAACCUCCACACCUACAAACAGUCCCCGAAAGCACCUUAAUUGCCGGGGAGAGCCAGACCCUGCAGCUGAUGCUGGUACCUGAAAAUCUGACCUGACAGCCUCCCAGAAAUGAGCUUACUUGGGUGGUUUCUGGUGGUUUCUCCCCCUGGUGAAGGCAGCACUGCCCUAGGAAAAAAACACUCUGCAUUUUAGUGCUUUACUUUCUCAGCUGUACUCCCAACCAGUGCAGGAAAUCUGUCACCGAAUCUUUUUUUUUGUCCUAUGACAGGAAACUCUUCCUUUCCAGAUAACCUAAGUAUAUCGAGAGGCUGAUGGCUCCAGCUAUCUCAAAGCCUUUGGUGACCGCAGAAGCCUCUCGCUCUUUGGGAGACACCCACGGGAGCUCCUGGUCGCACAGCAACACCCUGGCCCAGUGACAUUCCCCACUCCAAAGCACACUCUGGCAAGAGGAUUUUUUUUUUUUUCUGUGGGUCGUUUACAUAAAGGCUGUUCAUGACUAAUGCACUUCGUGGUGUGUGUUUUUUGUUAUCGCGCAUAUAGGCUCCAGGUCAGAGGGGAGGGAUGGGUUCUGCACAAACACAGACUGGGUUUGAGAAGGGGGUAUAAGAAUAAUGACAGUGACAAUGAUUCAGCAGAAAAAUUUGGCUUUACUUCCUUGUCAGAAUGGUUAAUUUAACAAAACAAUGUUGAGUCUGUAAAAGACUUCAGACAUGCUCAAAUGCAUGCAAGUGUGAGAAGCAAAAAAUCACUUUGAAAAUCAAAUUUGAGGAAGUGUGAAAGCUCCAAAUGGGUUAAUCAGCAAUCAACAUUUUAUGCAUAGAUGGGCUGUCCCCUGGCACCGAGCACUCCAUCCCAACACGUACCAGCAAGAGUGAAGAACUAGAUGCGGCAACAGAAACCUUACUGGGUUUGUAAAAGAAGUUAAAUCGGAAGGAAUCCAGGCUCCUGAAACGUUUAGUGGCCAGACCUUGUCACACUGUCUGUGUUACUUAACUCCUCUGUCCCUCAGGAGUGGCAUCUGGCCCUAAAACCUUGGUUUUCUCUUCUGUAGAGCAUUGUGAGGACAAUAUUACCUUGCUAUUCAAAGUUAUACAGUCUAUCGAAUCAGUGUCUGCUCUCCACAGCACAGUGAAAGCUCCUUUGCUCCCAGUUCACUCUGCACACCAUGCAGGAGAAGUCGCCGUGAUGCUGCGUGCUUCAGGUCUGGGACAACACGGGUUAAAUGUGUUGGAAAAGACCACCACUGGUGAAACAGCAUCACGUCUAGUAUUAAACUGUAACACGUUAGGAACAGAUUUCCCACCCUCAUCCCUCUAAGGAGAGUGAGAUGUGGCUCUGGGAAAGCCUCUGCUUACAUGCUGCUUGUGAGGAAAGCUCACAAAACCCAAGUGCACCAGCAGGUACAACAUUCACACCAGAGAAGCUCGCAGGAACAGAGGUUAUAAGUGCGAAGCAAUGACACAGCUAACACUGUCCUUCAUGAAGGCAAGCAAUCCUCAGCAGAUGUUGAGGAAGAAAAAGGACCACGAAAGUUCAGGUUGCUCUAGGACUUUUCAGAAGAAAUAACCCCCCCAGCAUUUUCCAAUGCUGCUGGAGUCACGUCUCGUGAUAGGUGAGCCUCCCUGGAAAAUGACAGCUGGGCUUCGAAGCGGCAAAGUCCCUUGUGGUGCAAAGUCUGCAUGGAACGAGGUCACGGUCACUUGUGUGUGCUGCCGUUGCUGUCCUGUGCUGAGCUAUUCCCAGCACAUCACAGCAUGCGCAGAACUAUCCCGUGGCAGGCAGAAUGCACAAAUCCAGACCUUUGUGAAGCCAGGUGGGAUGGGGCAGUGUCUUUGAUGGGCAGCAAAGCAGGGCAGAGACUUUGCUGCAAUGAACUGGCCCGGUGCUGACACCACCACUUCCCAGCUCUGGAUGUGCUCAGAGAAGGCUUGCUGCACGUGCUCGUUUUAGCCCUGCCUGUGAGGAAAGACAUACAACUAAAUCCUCCAUGGGCCAGCAUCCUGCUCAUGGUGAACAUCUUUCCCAGAGCUGCUCAGACACGAAGUCACAGCUUGGUUUCUCCAAGAGUUGUGUCUGUAUGUUUGUUCUUUAACGUGUCUCUAAGACAAAGCGAUGUGGAUGCAGUCAGCCAGAUGAGGGAUUACUGCUAGAUCCUAUGUGAUCGGUAAGUUGAUCAUCUAGGUCUAAUAUGAAACUUCAAAUACACUUCCAAAAAACCCAAGUUUUGUGGAGUUUACUCACCCUGAACCCCUUGAGAAUCACGGUCAGCUCUGCAGAAACAACAGCGCCCACGGAGGGCUGGUGAGCUCUAUGACAGCAGGAGCUGAGGGUUAACUUGGGGCCCAGGGAGAGCAGUAACUCCUCUCAAAGCCAAGCAAGCUAUACAGGGUGAGGAUGAGAUGUGCGCAGUGGCUGGAAAGCCCUGUUGCCAUUGCCCGCCCUGCACACACCCUGUGCUCCAAGGCUGCUCUCACAGAGACUGGCUCAGUUGUUUCUUGGUGACGUGGGAUGGAAAGGGUUUCCUCACAAAGUAAGGUUAAAAAUCUCCCCUGUGGCACCACUGUCACAUACGUACCACACCUCCCCUUUGCAGCGUCUUGUUGCUCCACAACAGCCCUUCUCCACCCCACGUUUAGUCUUGGGUCAGGCCCCGUGCGGAUGGUGCAGAACUUGGCCAAGUGUGUGGUGUGCUGAGCCCAGCUGCCGAUGGUGCUGUCAGAGCCCUACUGCUCCUUGUGCCUGGCACGUGGCAAAGACAUGGCAUCACAGGACAAGUCACACUGGGAGGGACCUCUCGAGGUCUCUUGUUCAAUGCUCUGCUCAACGCAGGGUCAGCUCAGGGCUUUCUCCAGUUGGACCUC
This is a messenger RNA of Cygnus olor (mute swan), 6977 nucleotides long. Its product is annotated as 7-alpha-hydroxycholest-4-en-3-one 12-alpha-hydroxylase. The record is from RefSeq and is a predicted model, not a curated record. The transcript is spliced from 2 exons. Lineage: Eukaryota; Metazoa; Chordata; Aves; Anseriformes; Anatidae. The coding region runs from base 466 to 1998 and encodes 510 amino acids. Gene Ontology annotation, molecular function: sterol 12-alpha-hydroxylase activity; heme binding; iron ion binding.